AUGGCCGGUCAAUUGUGGCAGCUUUAUCGUCCUGUCAAUGUUAUUGAUAAAAUAUUGUGUGACACGGCUGCACUUUCUCCUCAUUCACGCUUUCUUUUUAAUUCAAUUUUCCUUUCUUCUUUCACGUCAACACUCUUUCUCACGCUCUCUUACGUCAGCAUUUUGUUCUCUCUCCUCCAUUGCGCUUUUUCCCAUUUUCCUCCUGCACAUCUGUCUUUUUUUUUUUUUCUUUUUCUGAAUUUUCCAGUUUUGGCCAUUUUACUCUCUCACAUAAGCUUCUUUUCUUUGUUUCCUUCUGUCUCUCGUUCUAUCUCCUUUCUCUUUUUUUAUCAAUCACUGUCUUUUUUUCUUCAUCUUUUUCUAUUUCUUUUUGAUUUACUUCUUUUUCUUUCUUUACCUUUUUUUUUUUGCUCCUUUCUUUUUUUUCUUUCUUUCUUUCUUUUCUUUCUGUUCAUUUUUCCUUUUUCUCCUGGACAACUGUCUUUUUUUUUUUUUUCUGACUUUUCCCGUCAAAAUCAUUUUCUCUCUCACAAGUUUCUUUCUUAUUGUUCAUUUUUUUAUUUCUUUAUCUUUUUUUUUUUUUUAUAUUUUCUUCCUUUUUUGUUCAUUUUUUCUCUUUCUUUAUUUCCUUCUUUCUCUCGUUCUCUAUCCUUCCUUUUUCUUUCUUUAUCUCUGUCUUUCUUUCUCUGCAUCUUUUCUCUCUUUCUCUUGAUUUACUUCUUUUUCUUUCCUUUCUGUCUCUCUCGCUUUCUUUCUUUCUUUCUUUCUUUCUUUCUUUUUUUCUUUUCUUUCUUUCUUUCUUUUUUUUUUUCUUUCUUUCUUUCUUGA
Messenger RNA from Acanthosepion pharaonis, 828 nucleotides. Lineage: Eukaryota; Metazoa; Mollusca; Cephalopoda; Sepiida; Sepiidae. The record is from the annotation of a GenBank genome assembly.